UGGCAAUGAGAAAAAGCGAUGCUGGACAGUCUGGACACAUCAAAUCGAACAACAAAUAGUUCGCGGGUUUCAUAGGCGACUCUGGCUCAGCAGGCGAAGCUGACAAUAUCGUGCGAUUGCUUUUGGCGACUUGUGCAAAGCGCACACCAUGGCCAGAACGCGAGGGUCUGCGGUACGCCCCGGCACUUGCAGCGUGCCCACAAUAGAGACCCGCAUUUCGGCAUCGUCUCUCCUUUCAGUAUACUGUGACGGCCUGUUCGAGUCGUAAUUCGCUAUCGGGGGCCUGAAAGGGUUGGCUGCAGAGUGCUGCAGUUAGCGAUGAGCGACGAUGGAAGAUAGUUCCGUCUGCCCCCUCCACGAUCGUUCUUGUAGUACUUCUGUUCUUCAGCGUCAGGACAUGCGACAUGACGCUUCUAUCUGAUGUUUUGCUGGGUGCGCAUCUUCGAUCCGUCCUGUUGAUCUACCUUCCUACAUCUUUCGUCGCAUACUAUCUUAUCUGGACCAUCUAUACUCGAACCCUCCAUCCACUAGCUAAAGUUCCAGGACCAUUCUGGGCAUCAGUAUCACGAACAUGGCUUAUGUGGCACCAUCACAAAGGCGACAUUGAGAUUGUCGAGCGCGUUCUUCACCAGAAGUAUGGCCCCAUCAUUCGAAUCGCACCCGAUGAGGUCGUGACGACUGAUACUACGGCUAUUCCACACAUCUACCCGGUUCAAAAGGCCCUGGAAAAGACGGAUUGGUACAACCCAUGGCGACCAUCAGGACUGAACAGCCAGCCGGACUUGUUCACGCAGACCAACGAGAAAGCGCACACAGCGUAUCGAAGGAUUGUUGGGGGCGUCUAUUCCCUUUCCAGCAUAUUAAAAAACGAACCAAAUCUAGAUGCGACGCUGGAACUCUUUCUUGAACGGUUGGGCAGCUUUGCCGAUGGCAACGAAGCAUUUGACUUUGGUCUCUGGCUUGAGAUGUACUCGUUUGACAGUGUCGGUGUCGCCUUCUUCGGUCAAGCCUUUGGUUUCCUCAAGGACAGCAUCGAUUAUAACAACUACAUCCACUCGGUCCAUCUUGCAAUGCCAUUUCUUACCCUUCUGACAGUCACUCCGUACUACAUACGACCGUUUCUGCUUCUGGUCGCUGUGUGCAUCCCGAGCUUACUGAAGGCUGUGCUGGCUGUAGAGGAUAUCAAGAAGACUGCGAUUAUAGAGACGAAGACAGCUACCGAGAGAACACUUGAAGUGACAGGAAAGCGACCCGACUUACUUUCUCAGCUGCUGGCGAUUGUGCAAGAAAAGGGAGAGAAAGUCAACUAUUCGCACAGGGAGAUCACAUCGGACAUGUGGGUCGCAAUCAUGGCUGGAGCUGAUAGCACAUCCAUCGCAAUGCGCUCCGUUUUCUACUUCUUGAUGAAGAAUCCCGAGAAACUCGAAAAGGCGCGCGCAGAAGUCGAUGCGGCCUUUGAGAAGGGUAACCUCUCAUCACCAGUACAGUACGGUCAGGCUGCUUCCCUUCCAUACCUCGUAGCAACUGUAAAGGAAGCCUUACGUUUAUUCUCUCCAUUCUCAGUAUCGAUGCCUCGGUACGCUCCGAGUGAAGGGAUUACGCUGUGCGGGAAAUACAUCCCAGCAGGCUACACCGUUGGAAUGAACCCUUCAAUCGUUUCGCACGACAAAGACAUAUUCGGAAAAGAUGCGCUAGACUUCGUUCCUGAGCGAUGGCUGCAGAGUGAAGAUCGGACGCGGGCGAUGGACAAGACAAUCCUAGGUUGGGGUGCUGGGACACGAACAUGCGUUGGCAGGCCUCUCGCUUUGACACAGAUCUACAAAGUGACUGCCGAGGUAUUGCAUCGGUUCGACUUUAAGAUGGCACAUGACAAGCCAUGGAAGACGCACAAUGCUUCUUUCAACGUCCAGACUGGCGUUGAGUGCAGGUUCAAGCGAAGAGGUUCGACUACACCUUAGUCGCUCAGAUAUAGUCAGUAUUGCGGUAGAGUAUAGACGAGACCAGAGACGCGUAGUUAUCGCCGCAGUCGAAAUGCACAUUCAGAAGCUGUAUGUAGUAUACUGAGCUUUCCAUGUCGUGUGCGGUUAGACCUUGAAAGACCGCUUUUAGCAGCUUUUAGUUUUGUGUUGCUCCAAAGGAACGUCAAGCGUCUCGAUGGUUGCCAUGUUAAGGAGAGAAUCAUACUAGGGAAGACACUGAUCGAGUCUAGUUAAAGAUGCAGUGUCUUUGGUGGUCGGCUUUUGCUUCCCCAAGAAGAGACCUCGGGAUGCAAGGUUCGGUGUUUUACCCAAUC
This is a messenger RNA of Alternaria rosae, 2293 nucleotides long. Its product is annotated as cytochrome P450. The record is from RefSeq and is a predicted model, not a curated record. Gene Ontology annotation, molecular function: iron ion binding; heme binding; monooxygenase activity. Lineage: Eukaryota; Fungi; Ascomycota; Dothideomycetes; Pleosporales; Pleosporaceae. The transcript is spliced from 4 exons. Bases 405 to 1958 code for a protein of 517 amino acids.